Messenger RNA from Kogia breviceps (pygmy sperm whale), 4146 nucleotides. RefSeq names its product desmocollin 3 (gene DSC3). Lineage: Eukaryota; Metazoa; Chordata; Mammalia; Artiodactyla; Physeteridae. Gene Ontology annotation, biological process: sprouting angiogenesis; cell-cell adhesion mediated by cadherin; cell morphogenesis. The record is from RefSeq and is a predicted model, not a curated record. Gene Ontology annotation, cellular component: plasma membrane; adherens junction; catenin complex. Gene Ontology annotation, molecular function: calcium ion binding; cadherin binding.
GGCCUCCGAGAAGCCUAAGGGCAGCCUUGGGCAGCUCCCCAGAGGCUCUCGCGGUGAUAAAACUUGAGAAAAAAACGAGAAGGGGCGGCUCGGCGUCUCCCGAGUCCAAUCCUGUCUCAGGAGUGAAAACGCUCUUGGGCAGGCAAGCCUGAAAAAGGCCCGGGCGACGUAACGAGCAGCUGAAAGAAGCGCACCUCCCCGUCGCUGCACCUCGGCGGGCUCUGGUCUCUUACGUCCCGCCCGGUGUCUGCGUCCUCCUCUCCGGCCCCGCGCCCGGAUGGCCGCCGCCGGGCCCCGGAGCUCCCUGCGCGGAGCCCUCUGCAGGCAGCUACUGCUGACCCUUGUGGUCUUCAGUUUUGCUUGUGAAGCUUGCAAAAAGGUGAUAUUUCAUAUACCUUCCAAACUAGAGGCAGACAAAGUUGUUGGCAGAGUUAAUUUGAAAGAGUGCCUCGGAUCUGCAGACCACAUCCAAUCCAGUGAUCCUGAUUUCAGAGUUCUAGAAGAUGGGUCAGUAUACACAGCCCAUGCUGUUGUGUUGUCUGAUGAGAAAAGAUCUUUCACCAUAUGGCUUUCUGACUUAAAGAAACAGACACAGAAAGAGAUUCCUGUGCUCCUGGAACAUCAGAAGAAGGUACUGAGGAAGAGACACACUAAAGAGACUGUUCUCAGGCGUUCCAAGAGGAGAUGGGCACCUAUCCCCUGCUCAAUGCAAGAGAAUUCCUUGGGCCCUUUCCCUUUGUUCCUUCAACAAGUUCAAUCUGACGCGGCACAGAACUAUACCGUCUUCUACUCAAUAAGUGGGCGUGGAGUUGACCAAGAACCUUUAAAUCUGUUUUACAUAUCUAAAACCACUGGAAAUCUGUAUUGUACCCGGCCUGUGGAUCGUGAAGAAUAUGAUGUUUUUGAUCUGAUUGCCCAUGUGUCAACUACAGAUGGGUAUUCUGCAGACUUACCUCUUCCACUUCCCAUCAGAGUGGAGGAUGAAAAUGACAACCACCCUAUUUUCACAAAAGGAAUUUAUAAUUUUGAAGUUCCAGAAAGCAGUAAAAUUGGUACUACAGUGGGAGUGGUUUAUGCCACGGACAGAGAUGAACCAGACACGAUGCAUACGCGCCUGAAGUAUAGCAUUUUAGAACAGACGCCAAGAUCACCUGGGACCUUUUCUGUGCAUCCCGGCACAGGUGUAAUCACCAUAAUCUCUCAUUAUUUGGACAGAGAGGUUGUAGACAAGUACUCAUUGAUAAUGAAAGUACAAGACAUGGAUGGUCAAUUUUUUGGAUUGAUGAAUACAGCAACUUGCAUCAUAACAGUAAAAGAUUUAAAUGACAAUGUACCCACUUUCAGACGAAAUGCUUAUGAAACAUCAGUAGAGGAAAAUGCGUUCAAUGUGGAAAUCUUACGAACACCUAUACAAGAUAAGGAUUUAAUUAACACUUCCAGUUGGAGAGCCAUUUUUACUAUUUUAAAGGGCAAUGAAAAUGGACAUUUCAAAAUCAUUACAGACAAAGAAACUAAUGAAGGUGUUCUCUAUGUUGUAAAGCCACUGAAUUACGAAGAAAACCGUCAAGUGGUCCUGGAAAUUGGAGUAGGCAAUGAAGCUCCAUUUACUGGAGAUGUGACACUCAGAAUGAAAAAAGCCACAGUCACAGUUCAUGUGAAGGAUCAGGACGAAGGGCCUGAAUGCAAACCUGCGGUCCAAUAUAUACAGAUUAAAGAAAACUCCCCAGUGGGUUCAAAGAUCAAUGGAUAUAAGGCAACUGACCCUGAAAAUAGAAGUAGCAGUGGUUUAAGGUACAAAUUAUUGCAUGACCCGAAAGGGUGGAUCACCAUUAAUGAAAUUUCGGGCUCAUUCGAAACUUCCAAAAUCUUAGACAGGGAGGCUGCAACUCCCAGAAAUGCCAUGUAUAAUGUUACAGUCCUGGCAAUAGAUCAAGAUAGUAGAUCAUGUACUGGAAUGCUUUCAGUUAGCAUUGAAGAUGAGAAUGAUAAUCCACCAGAAAUACUUCAAAAUUAUAUAGUAAUUUGCAAAUCAGAGACGGAGUAUGUUGACAUUUCAGCUGUUGAUCCUGACGAGCCCAUCCACGGCCCUCCAUUUUCCUUCAGCUUGGCAAAAACUUCUCCAGAAAUCGACAGACUAUGGACCCUCACCAGAUUUAAUGAUACAGCUGCCCAUCUUUUAUAUGAGAAAAAUGCCAAAUUUCAAGAAUAUAAUAUUCCUAUAACUGUAACAGAUACAGAAGGUCAUUCUGCGACAAAAUCCUUGAGAGUGAACCUCUGUGAUUGUAUUCGUCCAGUUCAAUGUCGCACGAUUUCGAGGAGUGCACGAGUGAUACUUGGCAAAUGGGCGAUCCUUGUGAUACUUCUGGGUAUAGCAUUGCUUUUCUCUAUGUUGAUAACUGUAGUAUGGACAUUUGUUAGUGCCAGAAAUAAAAAAAGUUUUCGUGAAGAUUUGGCACAGCAAAACUUAAUCAUCUCAAACACAGAAGCACCUGGAGAUGAUAUAGUGUGUUCUGCCAGUGGGCUUACGACCCAUAUGGUCAACAACUCUAGCCAAGGCUUUUGUGGUUCUAUGGGAUCAGAAGUCAAAAAUGGCAGGCAGGAAACCAUUGAAAUGAUAAAAGGAGGAAACCAGACCUUGGAAUUGUUCCAAGGGGCCGGGUAUCCUCAUACCCUGGAUUCCCGCAGAGGAGGCACCAUGGAGAUGGACCAUUCGGAGUGGUACGAAUUCACUCUGCCCCACCUUGUUGAAAAAUUGCAUCUAUGUAAUCAGGAUGAAGACCACAUGCCAUCUCAAGACUAUAUUAUUACGUAUAACUAUGAAGGAAGAGGGUCUCCAGCUCGUUCUGUAGGUUGCUGCAGUGAAAAACAGGAAGAAGAUGGCCUUGACUUUUUAAAUAAUUUGGAAACCAAAUUUACUGCCUUAGCAGAAACAUGCACAAAGAAAUAAUGUUACAGUGCUACAAUUAGACAUAUCUUUAUCAGGCAUUCUGGAGGUUUCUGAAAGGGAUAUUGUAAAAUUUAAUUUAUAUCUAGAUAUCUAGAUAUCUAUGAAUAUGAAUAUAUAUGAAUUUUUCUAAAAUUUUUGAAUUAUGCUACGUAACAAUUUGUACUUUAAAACAGUUUGUUACUUAUCUUUUCAGGAAGUUUAAAAUGUUAAAACAGAUUUUGCCUCUUUUACUGCUGAGUAAAUAGACAACCAGCAAAUCUCAUGCUAUAGCACUGGAAUUAGGUCUAUAAAGGACCUCCUCUUCUUUUCAUAUAUUUUUCCAAUAAAUACAUUGGCUAAAUAUUAGUCCAACAAUAGAAGCUGUAUUUGACUGACUAUAGCAGAACAGCUCUGUGGGCUAAAAAUUCCAUUCUUAUUCCAGAUUUAGAUUAAAAGUAGAAUAUUAAUCAUUAUGGUAAAUUAUGUUGGAUUUUUUUAGCUCUAAAAAAUCAAUAGCACCUGAUCAUUUGCUCUGAAGGCUACUAGAAUUUUGUUUUUCUUCUGAGUAGCAAUUAGAUCAUGAAGAGCAGUUCUAGAUACUAGAUUGCCCUAAUAAGGUCUCAAAAACACAGAGCCACAAUGUGAAAACUAGACCAGGAAAGUGUAGACCAAAAAAAAGAAAAUGUGUUGUUUUUAUACUUUUGAAAGUGUGUUUUAUGGUUUACAAAAGUAUUGUUAUGAGGAAUAUAUCGAAGUUUCCUUAAUCUCGAGAAAGAAAAUUAUAUUCACCAUACAGAGUUAUUGCCAGUAUUUUAAUGUAAAGAUCUUCUGUUGAGAUUGUAAUCACAAGUCUUUUUCCUGAGAUUCAGAACUACCUUUGAUAACUUGCCAGUAAUGAGAAUUAUGCUGAGAAAAAGUUGCUUUUCUUCUCUUGAGAAUUAUACUUUCAUGUUUUCAUUUGCAAGUUUAGCACAUAUGGCUCUUUAUUUUCUCUCGACAGUAGUCAUUUGCAGUUAGAAUAUCUUAUCCUUAGAUGGACUGUAGUUACGCCAUUGAAUCAGUCUGAAGAAACAGACUCCCAUCGUAGUUAUGGUAGCAGUGAGCAUUAACAUUCAUUUCUAUUCACUACCAUUUUCAAAUAAAAUACAUUAUUCCUUAUUAAAGCAGGUAAAUAUUACACAAUGCUAUAAUGAAUCAAAUGAAUAUAGGGAAACUUAAAC